AUGGCUAAAUCAGUUAAAGAUAAGAAGGUGGAUAAGAAAGCUGCCGGUAAGAAGGAUGCUAAACCAGCCAAGGUUGAAAAAAAGGUAGACAAGAAGAAGAGCAAGAAGGAAGAAAGCUCGUCUGAAGAAGAAGAAGAAGAAGAAGAGGACAGUUCCUCAAGCUCAUCCGACUCAGACUCGGAUUCAUCAUCUAGCUCAUCAUCUAGCUCAUCAUCCAGCUCAUCAUCUAGCGACUCGUCAAGCGACUCGUCAAGUGAUGAAUCUUCUUCAGACGAAGAAGAAGAGGAAGAAGUCAAGGAGGAGGUCAAGGUUGCCAAAAAGGAAGAGAGUUCCGACUCAAGCUCUCCAUCUAGCAAAUCAUCAAGUGAUGAAUCUUCAUCAGACGAAGAAGAAGAGGAAGAAGAACUGAAAGAGACCAAGAAGGAAGAAAGCUCCGACUCCAGUUCAUCAAGCCUGAGCUCAGAAUCUGAUUCCGAUUCCGAUAGCUCAAGCUCAAGCUCGAGCUCAUCAUCAUCAUCAUCAUCAUCGUCAUCGUCAUCUGACUCUGACUCUGACUCUGACUCUGACUCUGAUUCCGACUCCGACUCUGAAGAAGAAGAAGAAGAAGGAGAGGAGGAAGAAGUCAAGGAAACACCAAAGAAGCGUAAGAUUGAAGAAACUGAAUCGACAGCCACUCCACAAUCCAAAAAAGUUAAAUCAGAAUCUUCAUCAUCAGCUGCUACCUAUGAAGAGCCUGCCACCAUUUUUGCUGGUAGAUUAUCAUGGAACAUUGAUGAUGAUUGGUUAAAGAGGGAAUUUGAGCAUCUUGAAGGUGUCAUUGGCGCCAGGGUCAUUAUGGAGAGAGACACUGGAAGAUCCAGAGGUUAUGGAUACGUUGAUUUCACUUCUAAGGCAGCUGCUGAAAAGGCAAUUGCUGAAAUGCAAGGUAAAGAGAUUGAUGGUAGACCAAUCAAUUUGGACAUAUCAACUGGUAAACCACAUGCCGCCAAGUCUAACAAUGAUCGUGCUAAGCAAUAUGGUGAUCUGCAAUCCCCACCAUCUGACACUUUGUUCAUUGGUAACUUGUCAUUCAAUGCCAACAGAGAUAAGUUGUUUGAGGUAUUUGGUGAAUAUGGUAGUGUUAUCUCAUGUAGAUUGCCAACUCACCCAGAUACUCAACAACCAAAAGGAUUCGGAUACGUACAAUUUAGUUCUGUUGAUGAGGCCAAAGCCGCUUUGGAAGCAUUGAAUGGUGAAUAUUUAGAAGGAAGACCAUGCAGGUUGGAUUUCUCUACUCCUAGAGACAACAACAACGGUGGUGGUGGUAACUGUGGAGGAAGCCGUGGUGGAUUUGGUGGUGGUAGAGGCGGUGGAUUCGGUGGACGUGGUGGAUUCGGUGGAAGAGAAAGAUCAGCUACUCCAAGUGGAACACCAAGAAAAUCUGCCGGUGCCGAAUUCAAAGGAACCAAAAAGACUUUUGAUUAA
Messenger RNA from Lodderomyces theae, 1464 nucleotides. RefSeq lists its product as uncharacterized. The record is from RefSeq and is a predicted model, not a curated record. The coding region runs from base 1 to 1464 and encodes 487 amino acids. NCBI's taxonomy places the organism in Eukaryota, Fungi, Ascomycota, Pichiomycetes, Serinales, Debaryomycetaceae. The transcript has a single exon. Gene Ontology annotation, molecular function: mRNA binding.